AUGUCUCUGCCACGCACCCUCGGGGAGCUUCAGCUCUACCGGGUGCUGCAAAGGGCCAACCUGUUGGCCUACUACGAAACCUUCAUCCAGCAGGGCGGCGACGACGUGCAGCAGCUCUGCGAGGCGGCGGAGGACGAGUUCCUGGAGAUCAUGGCCCUGGUCGGCAUGGCCACCAAACCGCUGCACGUCCGGAGGCUGCAGAAAGCCCUCCGAGACUGGGCGGCCAAUCCCGCCCUUUUCGGCCAGCCCGUCUCCGGCCCGCCCUCUCUCGGAGGGAUCCCGCUCUUUAAGGUCGACGGCACGGGUCCGAGCGGCUCGUCGGGCGGACAGAGGAAGUCUUUGAGUAACGGACAGCCGGGAUCGCCUUGCGAGCGGGAGGACCGGGCGUGUCUCACUCCCGUGCACGGCGGGAGCCCCCGGAGCCCGUGCUCUCGGGCCUCUCCCCAGCCGCCGGACGCGCACUGCCGGGAAAAACUGUCCCCCCUGGACCCGCGCUGGCUCGCCCCGGAGCCCGAAGGGAACGGAAACUCGGCUGCCUCGGCGCCGGGAAGCGAAGAGGAUCCGCCCAGUCCGCCGCCUUUGCCCGCGGGACCCUCGGCGUCUCCGAGCUCGUCCUCCGUCCCCGCCCCUCUUUCGGCCUGGCCUGGAGGUCGGUUGGACGGCGAGACGAGCCGCGCCGUCGCGGAAAGCGUGGAGAGACUCCUCAGGACUCUUCCUCGCUCCGAUCCGACAGAGGUUAAGAGUCUGCUGAGGAUCAACAAGAAAAUAGCAAAGACCGUGGGCCACAUCUUCAACAUGGCUUCGCAGGACGUCAAGAAGGAAGAGGAGAUCCGCAAGUACAGCCUCAUCUACGGACGCUUCGACUCCAAGCGGAGAGAAGGCAAGCUACUCACGCAGCAUGAGUUGAUCAUCAACGAAGCUGCGGCCCAGUUCUGUAUGCGCGACAACGCCCUUUUACUCAGAAGGGUGGAACUCUUCUCUCUGGCUCGGCAGGUGGCCAGAAAAUGUGCCUACACCUCCACUCUCAAACACGCGAGGUCAAACGCGGAGGAGGACAACCAUGUGUCGUCGCAGAAGAAACCCAGGAUUGAAAUGACCGGGCCCGAGAGCACGUCAUCGCUCGUUCUCGGAGUGGACGCCGGAGAGGCCUCGGACCAGAAGGCGGAUGAUGACAGCUUGUCUGCAGAGAGUCCGGAAAGCGCCUCACACGACACGGGCUCACAGUGCCAGCCCGCCGACGGCUCCGCCUGGAGUCGCCAUCUCAUGCAACAAACGCUCAUGGACGAAGGUCUGCGAUUGGCUCGCAUGGUGUCACACGACCGGGCCUCCAAAUUAGGGGCAGACGGGACUCACUCUACAGAGCACACCAGUAAAGGUCAUCAGCGAAGCCCGAUCACGGCGUGCCACGGCGUCGGCCCAAACGUCACCAAAGACAACACCGUUCACAGAGGGAAAUAA
This is a messenger RNA of Nerophis lumbriciformis (worm pipefish), 1458 nucleotides long. NCBI's taxonomy places the organism in Eukaryota, Metazoa, Chordata, Actinopteri, Syngnathiformes, Syngnathidae. The record is from RefSeq and is a predicted model, not a curated record.